This is a messenger RNA of Fusarium keratoplasticum, 1008 nucleotides long. RefSeq lists its product as uncharacterized. Gene Ontology annotation, molecular function: hydrolase activity, hydrolyzing O-glycosyl compounds. The record is from RefSeq and is a predicted model, not a curated record. The coding region runs from base 1 to 1008 and encodes 335 amino acids. Gene Ontology annotation, biological process: carbohydrate metabolic process. NCBI's taxonomy places the organism in Eukaryota, Fungi, Ascomycota, Sordariomycetes, Hypocreales, Nectriaceae. The transcript has a single exon.
AUGCAUCUCUGGUCUCGAUCCAACCUGAGUGCUCUCUUGGCUCUUCUUGCAGCCAAGGGGGCAUUCUCACGAGCUCUUGUUAAAAGAGAUAGCCCUGUCCUACCAGGCCUCUGGGCCGACCCCAACAUUGCCGUCGUGAACAACACCUACUACCUCUACGUCACGACUGAUGGCUUUCCAGGAUGGGGCGGAAAUGAAUUCUUCUGGUGGAAGUCUGAAGAUCUCGUCUCUUGGACCAGAAGCGAGGAGCCCUUCUUGGUCCUCGACGGCGAGAAUGGCAACGUCCCUUGGGCCACCGGCAAUGCCUGGGCACCUGGCUUUGCAGCCAAAGAUGGGAAGUACUACUUCUAUCAUAGCGGCAACAACCCUUCUGUUUCAGAAGGCCACAAGAGCAUUGGAGUGGCUGUCGCCGACCAUCCCGAAGGACCCUUCAAGGCCCAGUCAAAGGCCAUGAUCCAGGGCACCAAGGAUGAGGAGAUUGUCAGCAACCAAGCCAUCGACCCCGCUGCUUUCCAAGACCCAGAGACUGGAAAGUACUACAUCUACUGGGGUAACGGCGUACCCAUUGUCGCCGAGCUGGACGACGACAUGGUUUCGCUCAAGCCCGGCUGGCACAGACUGGAAGGUCUCGUCAACUUCCGCGAGGGCCUAUUUGUCAACUACCGCGACGGGACUUAUCACCUGACAUAUUCUAUUGAUGAUACGGGGUCUGAGAACUACCGUGUCGGCUACGCGACGGCAUCCAACCCCAUCGGUCCCUGGACUUAUCAAGGGGUGAUCCUGCAGAAGGAUACCUCUCUUGGCAUUCUCGGCACGGGACAUAACUCAGUGCUCAACAUCCCUGGAACUGACGAGUGGUACAUUGUCUAUCACCGCUUCCAGAUUCCCGGUGGUGGUGGUUUCAAGCGGGAGACUACUAUCGACAAGCUGUACAUCGAUGAGGAUACUGGGCUAUUUUUGCCGGUGAAGCCGACCUUGGAGAGUGUUGGACCUCGAAGACUUCCUUGA